AUGGUGAAGCUGGGCCUGGAUGAAGAGGCUGAUGAGGGUGGCAGCCAGCAUGAGCUGCAGUUCAGGAGCCUCCAGGAGUGGUGGCACCAGGCCAUCCAAUGCUGCAUCCAGUCACUGAGGCAUGCCCACCAGUGCCAUGAUACCAACUGCCCACAGCUGUCCUGCCAGAAGAUGAAGAAGGUUGUCCAGCAUAACAAGAGCUGCCAGUGCAAGACCAAUGGAGGUUGCGGAGUGUGCAAGCAGUUCAUCACCCUUUGCUGCUACCAUGCCAAACACUACCAAGAAACACAUGCCCCAUUCCCUACUGCCUUUGCAUCAACCAGAAGUUCCACCAGCAGGAGAUACAGCACCACUGGCAGCACACAUAGCUCAUGUGCUAGCGGAUGCUACCAUCAAUACCCGCACCAUGCCUCAACACAGUCAACCUUACCUUCCUUUAGCACCACCCUGGCCCUCCACACUGCAUUCCAGAAUACCCUGGAAACCACAGAGCCUGACUGCCUCUGCCCUUGCCUGUAA
Molecule: messenger RNA, 519 nt
Organism: Pipistrellus nathusii (Nathusius's pipistrelle)
Lineage: Eukaryota; Metazoa; Chordata; Mammalia; Chiroptera; Vespertilionidae
Source: the annotation of a GenBank genome assembly